This is a messenger RNA of Paramacrobiotus metropolitanus, 1212 nucleotides long. RefSeq lists its product as uncharacterized. Lineage: Eukaryota; Metazoa; Tardigrada; Eutardigrada; Parachela; Macrobiotidae. The coding region runs from base 396 to 914 and encodes 172 amino acids. The transcript is spliced from 6 exons. The record is from RefSeq and is a predicted model, not a curated record.
UUUUGCAAAACUGUCGCAAGACUCUGCCGGAACAGUACAGCUCGCUUUUAUAUUUGGAUUGCGAGCAGCAGUUGACAGUUGUCGGGAAUUGCAGGAAAAGACUGCUGUAUCACGAUUGCGACGAUUGCGGAACAUUUCUGGAGGGGCCGUGCUUGCAGCAUGCUAAAUCAGGCGCUGAUAAACCCGUCAUUCCCUACGCUGUCGCCAGCCUCCCGGACGUUCUCUAUCUGGACUGCCCGGAUUUGUCAUGGUCGCCUUCGUCACACAGUGAAAGAGCCGUGUUCGCCCGGUCCUCUCUUUCCUCCAACACGAUAUUCGGCCCGUUAGUGGGAUCCGUUUCCGACACAAAACCAGCGCAGUUCGACUUUGUAUGUGGAAGUGCCGGGAAAAGUUCGAUGCGCUAUUUCCAGCUGGACAGCAACGACACGUCCAAUUGGAUGAAGUUCGUUAGGUUUGCAGUGACCCCGGAAGAACAGAAUGUGGUCGUUUACGAGGCCGAAAGAAAUGAUCAGUCAGCCGACUGCAGUAGCAGCGUAAUCUUAGUCACAACGCGAGCAAUUGCUGAACAUGGGGAAUUGAAGAUAGGUUAUUCGGUUGAUUAUGCCAGAAUUAUCGACAAUCUCAGUCAGGAAAGGAGUUAUGAAAAGACAGAGAAACGUGCUGCAGGAUCCGUGUCACAGAUGCGUUCUGUGUCGCCCACAAAACGAUUGCGUCGAAGGCCGUCAAACCACGAUUCAGUCAGUUCUCCCGAUGGUGCAGUGCAGCACACGCCGACAACCGUUCUUCCAGCUUAUCCCGAAUUCCCCCCGAGCCUCCGGUUGCCAUCGCUACCGAUCGUUAUUAUCGGGAGAAUUGUGGGGCGCCGAGCGAUGAUUCCAACGAAUCCGAUGCAGAAGAGAACGCAGGAAAGCUGACGCGCGGCAAACACGGCAACGCUAAAAACUGUACCAGAAUGCCGAUGCCCAUCGAAAAGGACAUUCCGGGGAAUUCGGUACCUGUCUCUUUUGGUGACCUCCCUCCUCCCCUUCCGGUGCUCUCUAAGAGCAGUGAUUCUGUCUGUGAAAAGUGCGGAAAAUCUUUCAGAACGAAAGCGAACCUGAAGUCGCACUGUGCGAGUUCCGUGCAUAGUCAGAUAGCUUCUGUCCCGUGUCGCAAAUGCACCAAAUUGGUCAACCCUAAACGAAUGAAGACGCAUGUUUGUACAAAAAAAUG